Molecule: messenger RNA, 4002 nt
Organism: Clupea harengus (Atlantic herring)
Lineage: Eukaryota; Metazoa; Chordata; Actinopteri; Clupeiformes; Clupeidae
Gene: hps3
Product: HPS3 biogenesis of lysosomal organelles complex 2 subunit 1
Biological process (GO): organelle organization
Cellular component (GO): cytoplasm
Source: RefSeq, a predicted model, not a curated record
ACUAGCCAAUGAAUACGCGGCAGGGGAAGCGCUUUGACGCUGUACCAUAAUCAGGAACUAAACCCGUCGUCUAGCUGAGGAGGUUCGAAUGGAGAAAAUGUAAGAGCGUAGACUUCCUCUAAGUAAUCAUAAUCUUGAAGCGCAUAGAAUGAUUAUAGAUCUAUUAUCCGAAAUAUAGUUCGUAGUUUUUGGUCAAGCAGGAAGUGGAUCUUGAUAGGGUAAUCACCGAAACGUUUUCUGCCUGAUCAUCACAAGACGACUGAACAUGUGAUAUUGAUCAGACUGAAAGUAGUAGUGCAUAGACUACAACCCGGUUACAUUUGAAGGACAAACACACGAUUAUUUUGCUGCGUCUAAACUAUGUAGGCUAACCAUCAACACUGUUCCUGCUUGGAAGCGCCGUACAAUAAGACAAAAUGGUUCAUGUUUAUAACUGCCAUCCGUUUGCAUCCCAACACAUUGUUCCCACCGAGCAAGAGCCCGGGCCGGUUUGUUGCGGCGGAGAUGCUCUUUUCGUCGUCUCAGCCGGAGGAUGUAAGAUCGAAGCGUACAACAUGCAAGAGGAAGGAUGCCCUCUCAUCUGUCGAUUUGCGACAAUGGGAACAGUCCAUAGCAUAUUACACAGUCAAACAGGAGACUAUCUUGUUACCAUCGAGGAAAAAAAUAAGGCCACUUACCUCCGCGCUUAUACCAACUGGCGUUACCAAGCGGCCGAGAAAACGCGAGUGGGUGUCCGGUUGCUUGGCCAUUUCCUACGAGGUUCUGCGUCGCUCCGAGGCAUUCCCAAGGAGCAGAUGGAGAUAAUCGAAAUCCCGCUUUUCGAGACCCCUCUCUGUAUGGCCUGUUGCCCUCUCACGGGAGACCUGCUAGUGGGCUGUGCCAAAACCUUGGUUCUGUUCACGUUACGACGACAGGCGCUAAACGACCGUCUCUCUGUGCUGGAUUUCGAGCGUCUCCUCAUCCUCCAUAUCCCGGGAUGGACGCCCUCGCAGGUGUCCCUGUGCGCCGGCUACGUGGCCAUGCAGGCUGAUCUGGAGGUCCUGGUGUUUCAGCUGCAGAAGCCCCAAAUUGGGAAGGAGCAGAAGAAGAAGGAGGAGGAGGAGGAAGACCAGGAGCUACAACUGCAUGCCCUGGUCCCAAAAGACAUGAUUUCCCAAAAGGACAGGCUCAAUGUCAGCGACUCUGGUAUGGAUGACAAUGAGAUGAAAAGGGAGCCAGAUGACUUCAUCAUGUUCCCAAAGCAUCUGGAGAUGCUGGGGGAACAGGCCAAGGACUGUGGCGUAUGUGUUACUCUGGAGUGGACUGGUGUGGAGAGUGAGUCCCGCUUCGACACAGGCGUUACCUACAUCUUAUAUAGGCGCUUUGCUCCUGAUUUCUUCCAAGGCAACAGUGUGGAGGAUACCUGUCUGCAUUCCCUGCAGCUCUACCCAGUGCUCACUAGUAACCAGGAGACUGCCGGUGAGGCCAAACCCCCUGAUCCUGCCUGCGUGUUCUGCUUCUUCUCCCUGCCCAACACUGGCUACAUGUACAGUAUCAAAGGCUUAGUGGAGCUGGUCUCGGCCUACCAGUACCCGGAGAAGGCCCAGCAGGCUGUGCUCAGUAGCCAUUUCCUCCAUGUCAUCACCAAAAAUGCCCUUCAGUGUUUCUCUGUGCGCUGUAGUGCGGUGGCCGCCAGGGCUGAGGACCCCUACAUCGACACCACCAUUAAGGCUUGUCCUCCCUUCACCAUGGAGGUUUGUGCAUUGCGCAUCCAGCUCUUCAUUGGUCUAAAGGCCCUUUGCCAUGACAGGAACCACAUUGUCCUUCUGACCGCAGCAGAUGUGGAGAGCAAAGAGGAUGUGGAGAGAGCGGCCAGGAGAAGCCUCGAAUCAAAAGAUCACAAAACUCUAACGGGGAUUUUGCUAGCGGUAGGUAUAGAGCCGUCCAGCAACCCUGCUUUGGAGAGCCUUCUAUCCAAGUCCUUCCUUGAUUCACACAACUGGCUCAUGGACACAUUGAGAUCAGCAGCCGGAAGCUCUAGGAAGACCUCCAUCACCAAGCCUAAGGAGCCGACUGAGAGUGGCCAUGGGUGGAACCUGUAUGUGGUUAACACAGUCUCAAGUCUCGCCCUCUACAGAGAGAUGGUGGAGUACAGUAAGAAGUAUGAGGUGUCAGACCCCUUCUCUCUGAGCUGCAUCCACCUCCUGAGUGAGGCUCACCUGCUACUGCGUGCCUCGCUGCUAGACCCCCUCAUCGAGCCCACAGAGAGGACACAGAUCCAGCAGGCCUUCGAGGAGAACUGUGCCCAGCUCGGGGACUGCUACAGCAGGUUUGACAAGAGGGACUGCCACCAGGCGCUUCCAUACUACAAAAUGUCCGGGCUGUCGGUUACCGAAGUGAUCCAGAGGAACGUGGCCACGGCAAACUCCCCUCCGGACUAUGGCAAAGGCUUCAUCUUCUUCCUCAGGCACUCUCUCUAUGAGGAAGACAUGGAGGAGCUUAGUCAGGAGGCUGCCAACACAGUGCUGGAUAUCUUCAGCGUGGCCGAGCCUGCCCAGCUGCCCCAUGUGGUGAGCAGCCCCUUCAUGCUGAAGUGCGACCCGGCCUUCGCCCUGGCCCACCUGGACCGGCUGGAGGCCGCUGGAGCCCCCUCUGUCACGCUCACCCUGGCCACGGCCUCCUUGGCGCUGCGCAUGGGGGACAUGCAGCUGUACCAACAGCAGAUGGAGCGCCAUGCGGAGAUGCUGCAGGUGUAUGGCUUCAUCGAGGAGCCCAAGCUGCUGCUGCUGGGCCGGGGGAAGGCUGUGGUGCCCACGCCGCUGGCCCGCCACCUUCACCAGUCCCAGGAGGGCCUGUUGGUGGCAGCUGCCGUGGCCCUGCAUGAGAACAGCAAAGUCAAACUGGAGGAGGCAGACCUCUUCUUCCAGGAGCUGUGCAAAGAGGCCCCAGAGGCUCCUGACACCCCACAGCUGCUGGUGGACUUCUGGGAGGCCCUGCUGGUGGCCUCCUCUCAGGAGGCAGUCAUUCAGGAGCUGUUGUUCCGCCUCACCUCCGUCUACAUCGACCGCAUCACCCGCCGCCAGCAGCCCAGCGCCAGGCCGCUCAAGACCGCAGACGACCUGAUGAACUCUUGUGUCCAUUACGGACAGCUCUACCCCUGGGUGGGCAUUCUGACACCCGUGCAAAUGCGGAGCACACUGGCCUACCAGGAGGACCUUCAGAAGCUUCAGUCGCUGUUGUGUGGCCCCACGUUGGACGUGUCCUCCAUCCUGCCUCUCCUGGAGCAGCUGCCGGACUCUGACAACGCGGGACUGAGUGUGCACGUGCUGUGUGCCACGCGGCUCGGACACACCGAGAGCUCCAUCGAGCGGCUGCUGGACCGUUGCCCGCAGGCCAUCAUCUCAUUCGCCCACGACGAGCUAAAGAAUGAUAAAAUGGCUUUGUGGUGGCAGAAGCUGUUUCCUGAGCUGUGUGAGAGAACCAGAGCAGCGGGAGACGAGAACAGCAUCUUACUGGCUGCCCUGAGAGAAACGCUUGUCGUGGUUGCCAUGGAGCUGAAUCCCUUGGAAUUCCUGGAAUUGUUGCCGGAUGACGGCACUGCACACUUCUUCCUGCCCCACCUGCUGGAGUGUAGCCAGAGGAACCUGAUGGCAUGAGGGUGGCAGCCAACUGAUUGAGACCACUACCAAACAAUCACUUCCUGAAUGGCAGGACAACAGCUCACUGUGUCUGUAUGAAUCACUGAUACCAAAACACUACAAGCCUUUAGACAAUCAGUCCACAGAGAUACUGUGGUUGCUAUGCUACUUACUGAUACCCUCUAUUUGGUACAUGCUUUAAGUAUAAGGUUUACAAAACUCCUAUUUAACUGGACUUGUUGUUGUGUGUGUGUGUGUGUGUGUGGAGGGGUCUUCUUUAACCUCUUUUUCCCAGAUGCAAUGGACUUAUUUAAAAUUGUGUUCAACUUAGACAAUCCUUGGUUUUCUUAUUUUGUAAUGCCUUUGAUUAAAUAUUGAAAGUGAA